Molecule: messenger RNA, 3066 nt
Organism: Schizosaccharomyces japonicus yFS275
Lineage: Eukaryota; Fungi; Ascomycota; Schizosaccharomycetes; Schizosaccharomycetales; Schizosaccharomycetaceae
Product: cytoplasmic alanine-tRNA ligase Ala1
Exons: 2
Coding region: 12-2897 (961 amino acids)
Biological process (GO): mitochondrial alanyl-tRNA aminoacylation; tRNA aminoacylation; alanyl-tRNA aminoacylation
Cellular component (GO): mitochondrion; cytoplasm
Molecular function (GO): aminoacyl-tRNA ligase activity; ATP binding; alanine-tRNA ligase activity
Source: RefSeq, a predicted model, not a curated record
CAAAUUCACCCAUGUCUACGACGGAGACGCUCGAAUGGCCUGCUAAUAAGGUCCGGAGUACCUUUAUCGACUACUUCAAGGAGCAUGGACACACCUUUGUUCCUAGCUCCUCGGUUAUCCCGUUUGAGGAUCCAACGCUGUUGUUUGCCAAUGCUGGUAUGAACCAGUACAAGCCCAUUUUCCUUGGCACUGUUGACCCUUCGAGCUCUUUCGCCAAGCUGAAGCGUGCUUGCAACUCUCAAAAGUGCAUUCGUGCCGGUGGAAAGCACAAUGACUUGGAGGACGUGGGUAAGGACAACUACCAUCACACCAUGUUCGAAAUGCUGGGUAACUGGUCUUUUGGCGACUACUUCAAGAAGGAGGCUAUUCCUCUGGCUUGGAAAUUGCUUACCGAGGUGUUCAAACUGAAUCCUGACCAACUGUAUGUGACGUACUUUGGUGGCCACGAGGAGAGUGGACUUGGUCCUGAUUUGGAGGCCAAGAACAUUUGGCUUGAAAUGGGUAUUCCCCCCGAGCGUGUGAUCCCCGGUAACUUGAAGGACAACUUCUGGGAGAUGGGUGAGCAGGGACCCUGCGGUCCCUGCUCUGAGAUUCAUUACGACCGUAUUGGCGGCCGUAGCGUUCCUGAGCUUGUGAACCAGGACGAUCCCAAUGUAUUGGAGAUUUGGAACAUUGUGUUCAUGGAGUUCAACCGUGAAAAGGAUGGUUCCCUGCGUCCUCUUCCCAACAAGCACAUUGAUACGGGUAUGGGUUUUGAGCGUUUGGUUUCCGUUGUGCAAAACAAGUCGUCCAACUAUGAUACCGAUCUGUUCGCUCCCUUGUUCCAAAAAAUCCAAGAGCUUACUGGUGCUCGCCCUUACGAGGGCCGCAUGGGCGAAGACGAUGUGGAUGGCAUCGACACGGCCUACCGCGUUGUUGCUGACCAUGUUCGUACCUUGACGUUUGCCAUUAGCGACGGUGGUGUUCCCAACAACGAGGGACGCGGCUACGUGCUUCGUCGUAUCUUGCGUCGUGGUGCUCGUUAUGUGCGCAAAAAAUUCAAUACCCCCAUUGGUGAUUUCUUCUCUCGUCUUGCUCUUGUUGUCGCUGAGCAGAUGGGUGAGUUCUUCCCCGAAGUUCGUUCCAAGCUUGAGGAUGUGAAGGAGAUUUUGGACGAGGAGGAGGAAUCCUUCUCUCGUACUCUGGAUCGCGGCGAGAAGAUGUUUGAGCAAUACGCUGCUGCUGCCCAGAAGACUGAGUCUAAGAUGCUUAAGGGCAUGGAUGUCUGGCGUUUGUACGAGACAUACGGUUUCCCCGUUGACUUGACUCACUUGAUGGCCGAAGAAGCCGGUCUUAAGAUUGACGUUGAGGGCUUCAACGCCGCUCAGGCUCAUUCUAAGGAGAUCAGUCGUCGUGCAGCCAAGGCUGGUGGUGACAGCGCUACCAUGGUCACUUUGGAUAUUCACGCUCUUGGUGCCUUGGCUAAGAUGCCCGAGGUGCCCAAGACCGAUGACCAUUUCAAGCACGAGUCUGGCACCAUCAACGCCACCGUUAAGGCUCUGUACCAUCCUAGUGGUUUCCAAACCUCUACCGAGAAGUUUGAGGCUGGUGAGAACAUUGGCAUCUUGCUCGACCGUACCAACUUUUACGCUGAGCAGGGUGGUCAAGAGUACGACACUGGUCGUAUUACCAUUGACGGCAAGCUUGAGUUCCGCGUGACGAAUGUCCAAGUGUACGGUGGAUAUGUUCUCCAUACUGGUUUCUGUGAGUAUGGUUCCUUGAACGUCGGUGACGAGGUUAUCUGUGAAUACGACGAACUUCGUCGUCGUCCUUUAAUGAAUAACCACACCGUUACUCACAUUCUUAACUUUGCCCUUCGUGAAGUUUUGGGUGAGGGUGUUGACCAACGUGGUUCUCUCGUUUCUCCCGAGAAGCUCCGUUUCGACUUUUCUCACAAGGCCGCCUUGAGCAUCAAGGAGCUGGAACGUGUGGAGAACAUUUGCAACCAGAAGAUUGCUGAGAAUCUUAGAGUUUACGCCAAGGAGCUUCCUCUUGCUAUUAGCAAGGAAAUUGCUGGUCUUCGUGCUGUUUUCGGCGAGGUGUAUCCCGAUCCCGUCCGUGUUGUCUGUGUCGGUGCAGACAUUGAUGAGAUCAUCAAGGAUCCCAAGAAUGAGCAAUGGCGCCAAUACAGUAUUGAGUUCUGUGGUGGUACUCAUCUUCCCAAGACUGGUGAAAUCAAGGACUUUGUCAUCCUUGAGGAAAGUGGUAUUGCGAAGGGUAUUCGUCGUAUUGUUGCCGUGACUGCAGCCGAUGCCAACCAAGUCUGCCGUAUCGCCAACGAGUUUGACCAAAGACUUGACAGAUUGGCUGCCAUGCCUCAUGGACCUGAAAAGGAAGCCGAGAUUAAGCUGGUCACUGUCGACUUGUCUCAGCUUUCCGUGUCUGCUCUCCGCAAGCACGCUAUGAAGGAGAAGUUCACUAAGAUCACUAAGCAAUUCCAAGAUCAAGUCAAGGCUGCUAACGCCAAGGAGCAAAAGGAUGCUGUUAAGGCCGUUGCUGACUACUUUGAAGAGCAUCCUGAGUCUAAGUUCUUCGUUUCUAAGCUUAAUGUUUCUCCGAACCCUAAGGUUCUCAACUUUGCCAUCUCUUACGCAAAGAAGAACUUGGCUGGCAAGAGUCUGUAUCUGUUGGCUUCGAACGGUGCCCAGCCGGACAAGGUUGCUCACGCCUGUUUGGUUUCUCAAGAGGCUUUACCUAAGGUGACCGCUCAAGAAUGGUCUCAAAAGGUUUCUCACGUUGUCGGUGGCCGCUGUGGUGGUAAGAAGGAUUCUUGCCAAGGUGUUGGUACCAAUGCCGAUAAGAUUGACCAAGCUAUUGAGGAAGCUAUUGAGUUCUUCCAAGGCAAGCUUACUCUUUAACCGCGGGCUGGUUGAUAAAAGGUUUACAUAAAUUUUCUUGUUUUAGUGUUGCAUAAAAUCUAGACAUGGGCAAUAUAAAAGGACGAUUUCCGAAGUACAAAAGUAACUGGAAGGAGUGUGUGUUUUGUGGGAUAGUAUGGAGCAAUUGAUUGUUUUACCAACCUUUUUU